Antechinus flavipes (yellow-footed antechinus) is the source of this 6258-nucleotide messenger RNA. It is a transcript of the gene ADGRF3, whose product is annotated as adhesion G protein-coupled receptor F3. Gene Ontology annotation, molecular function: G protein-coupled receptor activity. Gene Ontology annotation, cellular component: membrane. Gene Ontology annotation, biological process: G protein-coupled receptor signaling pathway; cell surface receptor signaling pathway. The record is from RefSeq and is a predicted model, not a curated record. Lineage: Eukaryota; Metazoa; Chordata; Mammalia; Dasyuromorphia; Dasyuridae.
AUGAACAGACUGAAGAUUCAUAGUUCUGUUAUCCCACCCACAUCUGCUCAAGGGGAGGAAACUUCUGGAAACAGCAGCAGAAGUACCAGAUUUAUUCUGAAAAUCUCUUUUUCCUCCCGAUUUUCUUCUAUUUUGGCUUUUUUACUAGUCCCUGGGAAGCUGAAUCUGGAUUCAUCACUACCUAGUCCUGGCAGCACCCUGACCUUGGCCAUGCUCCUUAGCCACCAGGCUACUCAUCUGAACUGGUACCUGCAGCCAGUGGAGAACCCAACCCCAGUGACACUACGAUCUGGAACUCAGGUGUCCCUUAGUGCCGAGAAGGACCGGGCUUUCCUCACCAUCACCAAUGUCUCCCAGGAUUGGGCAGGCCGGUACGUGUGCCGCUUUGUGUCCCGGGGUUUCCAGUGGGAGCUGCAUCAAGUGGUGAAAGUGCCCCUGCAGGCCGAUGAUGUGCUGGGACACCCGAGGCAGCUUUCUAUUUCCUGCAAUGCCUUCUCUGCUUUCCAGUUGAGAUGCUGCAUCCCCAGCACGGAUCUGAACUACACUGCUUCCUGGAGCCCUCAGAACCUAUCUAAUACCACAGAACUUUUGUCCAGGACCUCUGGAACACGGUGUCUCACUCUGGCUGUGCCAAGAUGCCCUGAGAAUGAUACCAAGUACACUUGUAAACUGCAGAGCCCGGGACUGGACCCUGUGAGCAUCCCUGUAACCAUCUCCAUUAUCCAGGAUGGAGAUACUACUUGCCCCCAGGAUUCUUUGGGGGGUAAUUGGAAUGCCACUAAAGCUGGACUUGUGGCCCGGAUCCCAUGUCCCGAGAACAGGACCGGAGUGCUUGAAAGGCGCUGUGGGGCCAGAGGCAGCUGGGGACCCAUCAGCAGCAGCUGUACCGAUGUGAGGCUAGUGGCCAUGUUGCGUUCAGCCCAGGUGAAGCUUUUGAAGCACUUUUUAUGGAGCAGAACUUUCGUCCUAAGCCCGAUUCACCCCCUGAGUCAGGAUGUGUGGGACUGUGAAGGGUGGAGAGGCAGGGAACCUAGCCGGCUUGUUUCAGAGGCCGUGUCCCAAGGCCCUGGCCCAGUGCUUUCUCUCCCUUCCCCUUUCUUUCUGAUGCAGCUGUUGUUGGCAGGCCAGGGAAAGCCCGGAAGGAAGGUGCCGCAGCUCAUGGCACAGCUGCGGGAGCAGGUAGCAGUUGUGAGUUCCCCUUCGGACUUAAUAGCGCUGUUGGGUACUGUGAAUCUGGCCCAAGUGGUGACCCGGUCCAGGACAGCACUUUACCGCCAGACCCUGGAGGAUUUUCUGGUGGCCACAAAUGACCUCUUGGAGUUGGAUCCCAGUUCUCUUUGGGCCCCAGCCCAGGCCCAGGCGCCCUCAAUGAGUUCAGCAGUCCUGCAGGCGGUGGAGAGCCUGGGUGGAAGCCUGUGCUCCAAAGACCACCCCUUCCACCUUACCUUGCCCAAUGUGCAGCUGCAGACCCACCUUCUUGGACCCAUGACCCCCAAGGACUACAGUGUCUCCUUCUCCACCCAUCCUCCUCUCAGAGCAAAGAUCCCCCGCCACGCGCUGGCCCAGCUGGCCUGGGAGACGGGCCACAUCAGCAUCACCAGCGUGGUGCUGCAUAAACUGGGCCGCAUCUUGCCCAGGAACUAUGGGCAAGGCGUGCCGGAUUUGCUCUACGCCCCUCCUGACUUGGUUCUCUCCAACUCCAUCAAAGAUGGCAAUCAGACUGUAACCAAGGUGGAAAUCAUCAUGGACUUUGGGGGCACGAAGGGCACUCCGACGUGCGUCUUCUGGGACCACAGCCUCUUCCAGGGCGCGGGCGCCUGGUCCGGGGAGGGCUGCGAGGCCGGAGCAGGGGAGCCCGGCAGCACCACUCGGUGCGUCUGCGUGCACCUCACCUCCUUCUCCGUGCUCAUGUCUCCCCGUUCUGUCCCAGACAGCCCGACUUUGACCCUGCUGAGCCACGUGGGUUUGGGGGCCUCCAUAGUGGCCCUGUUGUUAUGCCUGGGAACGUACAGAGUCGUGUGGAGGGCCGUUGUCAGAAAUAAGAUCUCUUACUUCCGCCACGUGGCCUUGCUCAAUGUCGUUCUCUGCCUGCUUGCUGCGGACACCUGCUUUCUCGGGACAUCACUGCUGUCCCUGGGCCCCCCCAGCCCACUCUGCCCGGCUGUCACCUUCCUCUGCCACUUUUUCUACUUAGCUGCCUUCUUCUGGAUGCUAGCGCAGGCUCUGGUGCUGGCUCACCAGCUCCUCUUCGUCUUUCACCAGCUGUCCAAACACCGCGUCCUGCCCAUCAUGUUCACCUUGGGCUACCUGUGCCCCCUGGGAUUUGCAGGUGCCACGCUGGGCCUCUACCUCCCUCGGGGACAGUAUUUACGGGACGACGCGUGCUGGUUGGACGGGAAGGGUGGAGCGCUCUAUACUUUUGUGGGGCCGGUUUUAGCCAUCGUAGGCGUGAACGGGUCGGUGCUGGCCAUGGCUGUGGUGAAACUGCUGAGGCCCUCGUUGUCGGAGGGGCCCCAGACUGAGAGGCGGCAGGCCCUUCUAGGGGUGAUCAAGGCACUCUUCAUCCUUAUGCCCAUCUUCGGCCUGACCUGGGUACUGGGCUUGGCCACUCUGAUGGAUGGAGGCAACAAGAUCCCUCACUACCUGUUCACAGUUCUUAAUACUUCCCAGGGGAUCUUCAUCCUCCUCUUCGGCUGUCUCAUGGAUAAGAAGGUGAGAGUGCUUGCUCGGCUUUCCAAACGGGGCUCUGAGCACCGGACCAGCUCACGCUUUUGUCUCCUUUCCAGGUGCAAGGAGCCUUACUCAAACAUCUCUGCUGUAUUCUGCCUGCCGUCUCCACUGUCUCCCUGGCCACAAACGCUCUGAGUGACUUGGAAGGCAGCAGCAAAUGAAGAACAGAGAAUGCUGGUUUUGAAGAGAUCUGGGAUGAUGUAGAUUCUGUUCUCACACACACUUCUGGGACAUGUAGCAAGACUUGAUUUACUGUUUCUUUUUGCCAUUCCAAAAAAAUGAACAAUGACUUCAAGUUUGCCUUUAGACCUCUUUUUAAAAAUUGAAGUUUUACAAUUGUUUUAUGUAUUAAAUAUAUACAAAUUGAAGAACAGAAGCCAAUUCAAGAAAUUUUAUAAGCAUAGCUUAUAAUUGUAGGAGGUAUGAAGAGUGACUAUUUUAGACCAUUAAAAGAAAGUUGGAUCCCAAUGUAGGACUGGGAUAACUUUUUUUAAAAAGUUUUGAUGGAUUUUGUUUUUACAUCAAUGACUUUUUUUCCCUCUUAUCCCCCCAGUUUGAAACCCACAAGUAUAUUAAUAGACUUAUAUAUGACUGACAUGAUAUGUAACCAGUGCAAUUCGUUCCAGCAAAAUCACAAUUUUUAUUUAAUUUAUUAUUUAUCUUCCAUUGUGUAUCCUGAUUGAUAAAAGGCACUCUGAGAGUAUAUACAUUUUCCCUUAGGGACUUACAUUUUUUAAAAAGUUCCCAUGGAUUCUCAGAUAUAAAGGAACCAUAACCCAUGAAGUGCAUAAGAAAUAUGGAUUUCAAAAAAUUAAAAACCAAUUUUCUGGAAGAAGUAUUUUGUAGAAUGAGAUAUGUGGAAAAGGGGCAAUGUUAGGGGUUGAAAGGCGGGGAGGAGGAGAGAAGAUAAUCCAGAAUGCUCUUGCCCUUCUUUCAUAUAAAUCAUUUUAUUGUUAAGGGAAAUAUUUCUCCCCCUCCCCCCAGCCCCAAGGGAACUUAUAACUUUUAAUGCUCUGCUGAAAAUCUUCAGAAAUGGGGCCCCAGAAAUAUUUAAACAUGGAUUAAAACAUCUUGGAAAUGGAGAGCCCCAUCUUACAUACCUCUCUGUUCCUAUCUAACAAUCAAAUUAACAAUCAGCCUCACCACUUUCAACCCUCGGUUUGGAAGCAACAGGCAAAUAAUAGAUUUAUAUUGUGUCUGAUUGGAUGUAUAUGCUCCUAUUCUUUUCCUCCAAUAAUCACAUGUAUCCAGUGCAAACCUUUCCAGAAAAAACACUUUUCUACUUAUUUUCUGUAUCUAAAAUUCCAUAUAGUCCAAUAGUUUUAUCAAAGGCAUCUGGCCCCUACACCAAGGCUUUUGUUCACUUUUGAUUUCACAGCUUAUAUAAUUAAUUCAAAGAGUAAUAAAAUCUUUUAGAGGUUUUUAUAAAUGUAGGUUUCUGAAAUCGUAAAUAAUGAGACUAGCCCUAUGAAUUCUAAAAAACAUUUAUCGGAGGUUUGAAAAGCUAGAGUAAAACAAAUAAACUAACCACCAGAAAUUGAAAAAUCACUAACUGCUCUUGUAGAGGUAAUAAACUACAGCAGAGAUGUCAAACACAGCAGCCAUAUUUAAAAUGUAAUAGGGAAAUAUUUAAUAAAUAAAAAUUCAAUAGAACACAGAUAACAUUAACAUGCGGCUUAAGUUAAUAUGUUGUCAACAGGGAUGAAAGUAGUUUUGUGGCCCACAUUUUAUUUGAGUUUGACAAUCAUGUUUUUUAUAACAAUGUUAUUAACCUAAUACUAUUUGCAAGGUUCUAUAAGGUGGAUGCUGUCAUAUCUAAAGUUAAUUAUCUCUUAAGCAGUCCUCAGCUGACCAAUUGUCAUAUAAACCAAAGGUCUCUGGUCAGGAAUGUGCUGAUAAAUGUUUAAAAACCAGCUCUCCAGAAAGAGAAAUAUGCCCCAAAUACAUUUUAAAUAUUUUCUCUAUCACUUUUAAGUCGAGACAAUAAAAAGAACAGUAAAUCAAACCCUGAGUUCCAAAGGGUAAAUGCUCAACUUGAAAAUUUAACUGUCAGUGGUGAGCUGGUUGGCGCUGGCUCAGCACACCACUGCCUCUGCCUGAGUGUUCUCAUGAAGUCAUUCAGGGCUAAGGCUGUGGCAAUACUUGAUUGGUCAUUUUAAACACUGUGUUUAAGCGUGUGUUCUCAUAGUUCAAACUAUGCUUGUAGGAGGAGCAGCAGAGUGGGGCUGGGCAGGGAGGCUGAGAGAAUUCCCAAUGUUAAACAUCAUGGACAAUCAAGAAGGAAAACGCCUGGUUAGAAUUCCCUCACUGGCUAAAACGAGUAUUUGAAUGCUAAAUACAGCAGCAGCACAAUGAGUAAAUAUGUGUCGAAUACCACAAGAUGGCUUAAUGUAUUUAUUUAACACAGUUACAAAGUGAUAAAAGUUAUUGACAGUAAUUUUAUAAUAAGAGAUUUUGGAAUUUUUGCCUAGGGAAAAUUGCUAUUUUACUUAAAAACUUAAAAAGUUUCCAGAAGAAAUUAAUCCUUGGCUAUAAAAGUUAAUUUGCAACAUAACAUUUGACAUUUUACUAUAAACACUAGAGUGAUGUUCUAUUUAAAUUCUCUUUUCCCCCCAAAACCCCACCCCCAACAAUGGUUCACUUCUUUUCAUAUGUGAGUUGUUGUUUUUUAAUUUAUGUCUUCAGAAGUUUUCUUCUUUCAUCUCCUUUCAGGUCUUCUUCCCUUCCUACCAAAAACAUUUUGAUUUUUGUCUGGCUCUAAGAUUUCAUUGGUGUGGGAACUAAUUCCCUCUGCUGAUACAGACUAACAACUCACCUGUUGUCUAGUCUUACAGUUGCCUAACCUACUGGGAGAUGAUGUGAUUUAAGAGCACAGACAGAGUUGGAAGGGGCCUUGGAGCCCACAUAGCCCAUACCUCUUCUUUCACAUAUAAGAAGACUGAAGCGCCAAAAAGGUUGCCAAGGUUACAUGGGUUAUUAAAUAGAAGAGGUUGAUGUGUUAAAAGUGUAAUAAUCAACAGUGGGUCUGAGAAGCCUGGAGCCCACUCUUACUGCCCAAGGAGAAGCAUCUAGAUGUCACUGUAAAAUGCCACCCUUUAGGUGAGAUUCAAUAGAGAGAAUAGGAGGAUUCAAUAGGAGAAAUGUCUGGAGAGAAGCAAAUAAAGCUGACAAGACAAUCAGGAGAUUGAACUAUGAGGACUAAUCGAAAAGACUAGUGUUUUUUAGUUUGGAAAAGAUGACUACUAAGAGGAAGACAAGACUGAAGCUCAUAAAAUCAUGUACAACAAGAAUAUAAACUCACUAACUUGAUUAAGUGAUGAUGAGAAUGAGGGGCCACCCUUUGAACACUGAGUGAACCAAGUUUAGAACAAAUAAAAGUACUCUGCCAAAUAUCUAAUUGUGUAAGACAGGUACAAUUAAUGCUGAUAAGUAGCUGAACUUUACCUUGUGAAAAAAAAUCUCAUAACCAAUCUGGGUGAGUUCACUUUUUCUUAGAUUAAAAAAAAAAAAUAGGCUAGAGGAUCUAAG